This is a messenger RNA of Stylonychia lemnae, 513 nucleotides long. NCBI's taxonomy places the organism in Eukaryota, Ciliophora, Spirotrichea, Sporadotrichida, Oxytrichidae. The record is from the annotation of a GenBank genome assembly.
AUGGAUCAAUACAAACUAAUCGAAACUGAGUUGCUUAAUGAAACCUAAAAGAAGUCUUCUAAUUCAAGAGGAAAGCUUCUAGUCUCAACUGUAGUUGCUCUUGCAGCAGCUUAUGUUGCAGUUUAGACCUUUUCUGGACCUUCAGAUAAUCAAUUACACCAAAGAUAAACUCUUUGGAGUAAUGAUAAACUCACUCUAAGUGGAUGGAAAACUCUUUAUAAACUAUUGUACGAUGACCCCAUAAUAAAGAUUGGUGUGACUUCGAGGGGAAGAAUCUAUGCCGUCUAAAAUGCAACAAGCUAUUAAAAUGUGCAUUGGUUCAAUACAACUUCAAACUUCUGGAGCUCAGACUAUUCCUACAUGAAAGAUAUUGUUGAUGUUCAGUUCGAUCAAUCUGGAAUCAAAUACUCUCUCUCAUCAUAAAAUAAAUUAGCUAGCUCUGCAAGUGGCUAUUAGACUCUUCCAGGAAUCAAGAAAUUCGCAGUAUCAAUCCAAGUUCAAAGAGCAAGUUGA